AAAGCAAAACAGGAAUUUGACACACAAAAAACUAAAACUAAAAAGUUCACAGCAAAAUAUCAAAAUAUUUACAAAUUGAUUAUUUUCCGGGAUAUUAAAGGAAAUAAGGGCACAAAUCCAGCUAAAUUCAUAAUUUAAACCCCCUAAUAGCUAAAGCGGAGGCGAAAAUGUCUUCUUCGCCAUUCCAUCAUUUCGGUUUCUAUCACGGAGCGAAGAAGACCACACCGUUGAAGAUUCGCAAUCCGAGUAUUCAUCCGUCGCAAAUCAUGCCUUCACCGAGCGGAAUCCCAUUUAAUAUGUCCGACAUGCCCUGGUGCUAUGCUGGUAAACCGGGCCAGUUGAUGGAGUUUAAUGCGGUCAUACGUCCUAGUCCACUACCGAUGUCCAUGCCGAUGGGACAAUUUCAACCAGUCACAAUGUAUACAGAGAUUCGUAAACGGAAGACGGAGCCGGAAGUGCCAAUUCCUACAAAGCAAUUCCUCACAGAAGAUGCAAUGGCAUCGCAUUUAAAUAAUUUACAUUUAUCUUCGGAGUAUACGACGCACAAUAUCGACACAGCAACAGGGGAAGAUAUUUCAACAACAGAAAGUAACGUCGGGGGCUUCUCUCCUUGUUCAUCAAUCGAUGAUGAAAUGUCACUGGGGGAAUCGCCGGUAGGCCAACCAACUGGUAGCCAUCAUGUUUACAUGUCUCCACAGGAAUUGGAGGAGCGUCUUCGAAAGGCUCAACGCAUUUCUCUUUGUGAAGAGGUUAGAAAACUAGACAAACAAGCAACGGAUAUUCUGCCACAAGCACUACUGCAGCGGAUUGAAAAACCCUGUUCGGCUUUAGUUUUGUGGCAACCGCCACAAACACUAGAAAAACUCAUCAACAAGGUCACUGAUGCCCUGCGGGAAAGAGAAACUGAGAGCAGAACUAAAACGGAAUCGAAAACGGAGGAAACAGAGCGAAGGCCUAACGAGGCUGCGAUGAUGAUGAUGAUGGGUGACGAUGAACCACUGCCAGAUCUGCCGGAUUACGAUGCCGAUCUGGACUUUGAGGAGAACAACAAUAAUUUAGCCUCGAUGGGUGAUCUCAACAAUGUUAUGGAUGUUGAAAUGUAGUGCCUGGAUGAUCAGUUUCAGUAGUGAUUAGUAGUGAGUGGAUGUUGUGCAUGCGUGUGCGAGCGGAAUGAACGUAUUCGGGGUUAAAUGUAACAAUUUUACGUAUCAGACUAAAGCGGUUUCUUCUCUGGAUAACGUGCUGCUUAAGCCAUACAACUGGAUUGUAAGCGAGGGUGAUCGGACGUUUGUUCUACUGUAUAACAAUAUAUUAAAAACAUGCCGUAAGUUUUUUUUGUGUAAAAAUAGUCAUAAGAAGAAAUCAUUCAACAUGCUUAUGCAUUCUUUCUGGCAAAUAUUACUUGAAUAAAAAAUCAUGUCGAAACAUUAAAA
Messenger RNA from Wyeomyia smithii (pitcher-plant mosquito), 1433 nucleotides. RefSeq lists its product as uncharacterized. Bases 168 to 1103 code for a protein of 311 amino acids. The transcript is spliced from 4 exons. The record is from RefSeq and is a predicted model, not a curated record. NCBI's taxonomy places the organism in Eukaryota, Metazoa, Arthropoda, Insecta, Diptera, Culicidae.